AUGGAGGCCCGCGUAAGCCACCGCGUAAGGUCGCCAUGCCAUCUGGCGCAAGACCCGCGUCUUUUCGUCACUCCAGUGGAAAUGGCCGCCUCCGUGGUGCGCCCGGUGCUCGUCUCUGGCCUCGCGCUGCUCGGCGCCCCUGUGCUCGGCCUCGUGACGGGCGACGUGGCCGAGCUGGCGCCGUCGCGCGGCGGCUUCUCGCCAUCGCGCGACGCGUCCUCUGGAGGCGGGCGCCAGACGCCCGAGGAGCUCGGAUUCUCCGACGACGGCAUUUCCGAGGACGGGGAGAGCUACGGCAGUUCGCAGUUUAACGAGGAGUUCUGCCUGGACAUCGGCGCGAAGGGGUUCCCGAUCCCCACGCUGAAUAUGCUCAAGGCGGCCAACUGGGACGCGCCGACCUACUUCGCGCAGCUGCAGGGGGCGGGUUACGCCGAGGACGCCCUGCAGAUGACGGGGCCCGAUGCAGCCAUACUGAAGUCGGACUGCAUGAAAGAGCGCUUCCACGGCAAGACGAAGCACAUCUUUGUUGGCGAUUCUCAGAUGAUGGCCCUCCGCAACGCAUUCCACCGCCUCAACAAGUGCCCCGAGAUCUGGUGGGCCAACCACACCGCGAAGGACGUCGACGACAUGAUGGGCACUGUGCGGAGGAACGAGGCCUCCAAGACGUCCGCGAAGAGUAAAUCCCGCUUCCGCUCCAGGGCCGACCAGGCCCCGGACAGGCUGCCCCGCGGUUGCACCGAGGAGGGCAUUGGGUCUUUCAUCAAUUGGGACGGCUGGGCCAGCCAACAGCUUCCCGUGAGGGAGAUCAAGAUGGAGAUGGAUCUGGUCGGUGUGAGCCCUGCAGAUGGGGACCUCGUCGUCGUCUGGAUUGGCUCGAAUUUUAUCCCAGCAAGGCACAGGAUGUCCACCCUGCUCCAGAGCGUCAACAAGCUGCACGAGCUGAAGGUCAAGAUGAUCUGGGACUCGCCGACCUUCCAGGACGAUGCCCUUAUGGCCGCCACAACGACCUACGACGCUGGACGCGAUCCGCGCAACAACCAGCCCAUCGCUUACAAUUACAUGAAACAGCGGAAAAAGAGGGGUCACAUCGGGUCCAACGAGUUCAAGACCGAAAAGGAGCUCUUCGAUCAGGGUAUCGAGAUCCCCACCACGAAGCGGUGGCAGAUCUCCAACCGCUACCGCGGGCUCCAGUGCGACGGCAUUCACACUGACAUGCGCGCCAGGGACCCCCUUUUCUACGACCUGCCGUGCCCUAUGGGCAAACAAAAAUGGGGCCAGUCCAACUAUUGCACUUGGGUGGAGCCAUUCAAGGCAGAGCUGCGUCCCGUGUGCCCGGAAGCCUACGGGCUGGACGACCUGGUGCUUCAGAGCGGUUUGUAUGCGAUGUGCGCUGCGCACGAGCAGCCGUUCUGCUAUUCGUACACCGAGCACAUCCGCUGA
Messenger RNA from Prorocentrum cordatum, 1440 nucleotides. The record is from the annotation of a GenBank genome assembly. Lineage: Eukaryota; Dinophyceae; Prorocentrales; Prorocentraceae.